This is a messenger RNA of Solanum pennellii, 2264 nucleotides long. RefSeq names its product polygalacturonase-1 non-catalytic subunit beta. NCBI's taxonomy places the organism in Eukaryota, Viridiplantae, Streptophyta, Magnoliopsida, Solanales, Solanaceae. The transcript is spliced from 2 exons. The record is from RefSeq and is a predicted model, not a curated record. The coding region runs from base 99 to 1982 and encodes 627 amino acids.
GAACCUUCUACUAUAAAUUAUGUGCCUCCAACCAAACCUCCCUACCAACAUUCUACUCUUCACCUUCUCUCUCUUCCUCUCUGUUUCACACCAAAGAAAUGCACAUUAAAAUUCUUUUUCCUCCCUGCAUCUUACUUCUUCUUUUGUUCUCACUACCAUCUUUCAAUGUUGUUGUAGGUGGAGAUGGUAACCCAUUUACACCCAAAGGUUAUCUGAUUAGGUACUGGAAGAAACAAAUCUCAAAUGACUUACCAAAGCCAUGGUUUCUUCUGAACAAGGCAUCUCCAUUGAAUGCUGCACAAUAUGCAACUUACACUAAACUUGUUGCUGAUCAAAAUGCACUCACCACACAGCUCCAUACUUUUUGCUCUUCAGCAAAUCUCAUGUGUGCACCAGAUCUGUCACCAAGUCUUGAAAAACACAGUGGAGACAUCCAUUUUGCCACUUACAGUGACAAAAACUUUACCAAUUAUGGAACCAAUGAACCUGGAAUUGGAGUUAACACUUUCAAGAACUACUCUGAAGGAGAAAACAUCCCUGUAAAUUCUUUCAGGCGAUAUGGUAGAGGUUCUCCCCGUGACAAUAAAUUUGACAAUUACGCCUCUGAUGGCAAUGUUAUUGACCAAAGUUUCAAUUCCUAUAGCACAAGUACUGCUGGGGGUUCAGGCAAAUUCACAAAUUACGCGGCGAAUGCCAAUGACCCCAAUCUGCAUUUCACUUCCUAUUCCGAUCAAGGAACAGGAGGUGUACAGAAAUUCACAAUAUACUCCCAAGAAGCAAAUGCUGGUGACCAAUAUUUCAAAAGCUACGGCAAAAAUGGGAAUGGUGCUAAUGGUGAAUUCGUCAGCUAUGGAAAUGACACAAAUGUUAUCGGCUCAACAUUUACAAAUUAUGGUCAGACAGCAAAUGGGGGAGACCAAAAAUUCACAUCUUAUGGUUUCAACGGCAAUGUUCCUGAAAAUCAUUUCACCAACUAUGGUGCUGGAGGUAAUGGUCCAUCUGAAACUUUUAAUAGUUACAGAGAUCAAUCGAAUGUUGGAGAUGACACAUUCACUACCUACGUUAAGGAUGCAAAUGGCGGUGAAGCGAAUUUCACCAACUAUGGUCAAUCAUUCAAUGAAGGUACUGAUGUAUUCACUACUUACGGCAAAGGGGGUAAUGACCCACAUAUCAAUUUCAAAACUUAUGGAGUUAACAACACUUUCAAAGAUUAUGUCAAAGAUACUGCUACAUUUUCCAAUUACCACAACAAAACUUCCCAAGUUUUAGCAUCGUUGAUGGAGGCCAACGGUGGUAAAAAGGUGAAUAACCGGUGGGUUGAGCCCGGAAAGUUUUUCCGGGAGAAGAUGUUGAAGAGUGGUACAAUCAUGCCUAUGCCAGAUAUAAAGGAUAAGAUGCCUAAAAGGUCGUUUUUGCCCCGGGUGAUUGCUUCCAAAUUACCAUUUUCUACUUCAAAAAUUGCUGAGCUGAAGAAAAUCUUCCACGCCGGUGAUGAGUCUCAGGUGGAGAAGAUGAUCGGCGAUGCAUUGAGUGAGUGUGAAAGAGCACCGAGCGCCGGUGAGACGAAACGAUGUGUUAAUUCAGCUGAAGAUAUGAUUGAUUUCGCAACAUCAGUAUUGGGUCGAAACGUCGUCGUUCGAACGACUGAGAAUACAAAAGGAUCAAAUGGGAACAUCAUGAUUGGAUCAGUCAAAGGAAUCAACGGUGGAAAAGUUACCAAAUCAGUAUCAUGUCAUCAAACGCUGUACCCUUACUUACUGUAUUACUGUCAUUCGGUUCCUAAAGUCCGGGUCUACGAAGCGGAUAUUUUAGACCCGAAUUCAAAGGUUAAGAUCAAUCAUGGUGUCGCGAUUUGCCACGUGGAUACAUCUUCAUGGGGACCGAGUCACGGAGCGUUUGUUGCACUCGGGUCGGGACCCGGGAAAAUAGAAGUUUGUCAUUGGAUCUUUGAGAAUGAUAUGACUUGGGCAAUUGCUGAUUGAGAAAAAAAAAAGGAAUCGAAAUAAUAUGCAAAAUUUCUAAUUCGGGUUGAACCGGGUGUGUUACAAGAAGAAGAAAAAAGGUACCACUGGUUUGACUUUUAUAGUAAUUAUUAUUAUUAAUCAUUAAUUAUUAUAGUCUUAAUUUAUAUUUUGAGUAAUUUUCGUGUAAGUUUCACUUUGCCUUCAUUAAGUAUGAAUGGCUAUCAAUUUACAUUAUUUGUUAUGUAAUCAUUUUAUUGUUGGCUCAUAUUUGAGCAAGGUAAUGUAGUUAUUGCUAGAUGA